AUUUCGAUACGAACAACUAUCCCACGGUUUUCAUUGUUUAAAUCAGCUGUAUGGUCGGUUAUGCGUGAAGUUCGGCGGCUCAGUAAGGCACACUGCACAAGGUCUAUAUAAAUGUGUCAGAGAGCCCUUAACGCUAGUUCGCCACUACUAAUGUCAUCGUCACUAUGUUUUACAUAGUUUUGUUUAUUAACUUCAUUUACAUACAUGUUUAUCCAGUAAUAGUAGCUGGAUAUGAUUGUAUAGCACCUCCAUUGGAAUGUCCUAACGAUAAUAUUACAUUUUGGCUCUACACUAAGAAAAAUGAAGAUAAACCGCAUCAAUUGCUGACUAUGGAUGCCCAUUCAAUAAAUGAAGCUCCCUGGGUGAAAGACGCACCGAUCAAAAUAUUAAUACACGGAUAUACAGGCCAUAAAGAUUUCUCUCCUAAUACAGAGAUCAGACCAGCAUACAUGGGGUGCUGUAACUACAACAUAAUAUCAGUAGACUACAACCCGAUAGCUCGGGAGCCAUGUUACAUUGAGGCAGCAAGAAACACUGAGUUAGUGGGUAUGUGUGCUGCUCAGCUGAUCGACCAGCUAGUACAAAAACAUGGAUUCAGCCUCGCGCAGUUCCAUCCAAUAGGUUUCAGUCUUGGAGGACAAGUAGCAGGAUUUAUUGGUGAUUAUAUCAAGUCGGGAAGAAUAGAAAGACUGACAGCAUUGGACCCAGCAAUGCCUCUGUUUGUCACAACUGAUCCCAAUAAGAAGAUUGACAAAGCAGACGCGAAGUUUGUGGAUGUCCUACACACAAAUGCACUGGAGAAAGGGAAGCUCGAAGCCAGUGGGCAUGUCGACUUCUACGCAAACGGAGGCAUCACCCAGCCUGGUUGUAAGUCUACUAAAGACCAAACUAAAUCAGGCUGCGACCAUGCCAGGGCUCCUGUAUAUUAUGCAGAGUCCAUAACAACGGACGUAGGAUUCUAUGCAACCAAGUGCUACUCGUGGAUCAUAUACAUGAUCGGCUGGUGCGAGAUAUUCAACCCUAACGAAGAAGUACUCUUCGGAGAAUAUGUUCCUACAGAUGUGCAGGGUCUAUACUUCUUCAGUACAAAUUCUGAAUCUCCUUACGCACGCGGCUCUAACAAGAGAGGCAGAAGAAAAAGAAGUUACGAUUUUAAUUUAGGAGAUUAA
Spodoptera litura is the source of this 1169-nucleotide messenger RNA. Its product is annotated as lipase member H. Gene Ontology annotation, biological process: lipid catabolic process. Gene Ontology annotation, molecular function: serine hydrolase activity; lipase activity. Lineage: Eukaryota; Metazoa; Arthropoda; Insecta; Lepidoptera; Noctuidae. The record is from RefSeq and is a predicted model, not a curated record.